Rhinolophus ferrumequinum (greater horseshoe bat) is the source of this 216-nucleotide messenger RNA. Its product is annotated as protein kish-A-like. NCBI's taxonomy places the organism in Eukaryota, Metazoa, Chordata, Mammalia, Chiroptera, Rhinolophidae. Gene Ontology annotation, biological process: intracellular transport; protein secretion. The transcript has a single exon. The record is from RefSeq and is a predicted model, not a curated record. Bases 1 to 216 code for a protein of 71 amino acids.
AUGUCUUCCAUUUUCAAUUUUCAGAGUAUGUUGGCUAUAAUCUUGCUCUUUCUAUGUACCUGUGCUUGUAUCUCGUCCUUGGCACCCAGCCUCCUGGACAUAAAUAAAGCUGGAUUGUUGGGUAUGUUUUGGAAGUGUGCCCGAAUUGAAUGUAUGAGUCCUUAUGUUGCAGUGUGCUGUAUAGUGAUGGCCUUCAACAUCCUCUUCAUGCAGUAG